Molecule: messenger RNA, 6547 nt
Organism: Xenopus laevis (African clawed frog)
Lineage: Eukaryota; Metazoa; Chordata; Amphibia; Anura; Pipidae
Gene: top2a.L
Product: DNA topoisomerase II alpha L homeolog
Biological process (GO): DNA metabolic process; sister chromatid segregation; resolution of meiotic recombination intermediates
Cellular component (GO): cytoplasm; nucleoplasm; nucleus
Molecular function (GO): DNA topoisomerase type II (double strand cut, ATP-hydrolyzing) activity; ATP binding; DNA binding
Source: RefSeq, marked provisional
GAGAGCGGGAAGCGAGGAGCGCCUGUGUUAGAUUCUGAAUUUUAGGUGGUUUUGGGGACUUUGUAGCAAACGCUAAACAUGGAGACCGAACCUUUGCAGCCUCUUGAGAACAAAACUGCUGUGGGUAAAGUGAAGAAAAGCGACAACAAGCGUCUCUCUGUUGAGCGAAUUUAUCAAAAGAAGACCCAGUUGGAGCACAUAUUGCUCCGUCCAGACACCUACAUUGGUUCUGUGGAGCCCGUUACACAGCAAAUGUGGGUAUUUGAUGAAGAUGAAGGACUGAAUUGCAGAGACAUUACGUUUGUCCCUGGAUUGUAUAAAAUCUUUGAUGAAAUAUUGGUGAAUGCAGCCGAUAAUAAACAGAGGGACCCAACUAUGUCCUGCAUAAAGAUCACCAUAGACCCAGACAAUAACACCAUCAGUGUGUGGAAUAACGGGAAGGGAAUUCCUGUUGUUGAACACAAAGUGGAGAAAGUUUAUGUCCCUGCCCUGAUAUUCGGCCAGUUGCUGACUUCCAGUAAUUAUGAUGAUGACCAGAAGAAAGUAACAGGUGGUCGUAAUGGAUACGGUGCCAAACUCUGUAACAUAUUCAGUAACAAGUUCACUGUAGAAACUGCAUGCAGAGAGUAUAAGAAAAUAUUCAAGCAGACUUGGACCAACAACAUGUCAAAUGCACCAGAUCCAAAGAUUAAGCCAUUUGAGGGAGAAGACUUCACUUGCAUCACUUUUCAGCCUGAUCUGAGCAAGUUUAAAAUGCAGAUAUUAGACAAGGAUAUUGUAGCCCUGAUGUCCCGCAGAGCUUAUGAUGUUGCUGGCUCUUCUAAAGGAGUAAAGGUGUUUCUAAAUGGGAAAAGGCUUCCAGUAUCUGGCUUCCGAACUUACGUUGAGAUGUACCUGAAAGAUAAACUUGAUGAAACUGGUAAUCCAUUUAAAGUAAUGCACGAGCAGGUGAAUGAUCGCUGGGAAGUUUGUUUGACCAUGAGUGAAAAGGGCUUCCAGCAAAUCAGUUUUGUCAACAGUAUUGCAACCACAAAAGGUGGCAGGCAUGUUGAUUAUGUCGCAGACCAGAUUGUAACCAAACUUAUUGAUGUUGUGAAAAAGAAGAAUAAAGGCGGGAUCUCUGUGAAACCUUUUCAGGUGAAAAACCACAUGUGGGUCUUUGUGAAUGCCUUGAUUGAAAAUCCAACUUUUGACUCUCAGACUAAAGAGAAUAUGACCUUGCAGUCAAAGAGCUUUGGAUCUAAAUGUACUCUGUCAGAGAAAUUUAUCAAAGGCGCAACAAGCUGUGGAAUUGUCGAAAGUAUUCUGAACUGGGUAAAAUUCAAAGCACAGACUCAGCUAAAUAAAAAAUGUUCCGCAGUGAAGCACACAAAGAUCAAGGGCAUUCCGAAACUGGAUGACGCGAACGACGCUGGCAGCAGAAACUCUCUCGAAUGCACACUUAUUCUAACUGAAGGAGACUCGGCCAAGACAUUGGCUGUGUCUGGUCUUGGUGUGGUGGGAAGAGAUCGCUAUGGUGUAUUCCCACUUCGAGGCAAACUUCUCAAUGUUAGGGAAGCUUCUCACAAGCAGAUAAUGGAGAAUGCUGAAAUAAACAACAUCAUCAAGAUCGUGGGUCUGCAAUAUAAAAAGAAUUAUGAUGAUAACGAGUCCCUAAGGACACUCCGUUAUGGAAAGAUCAUGAUUAUGACAGAUCAGGAUCAAGACGGCUCCCAUAUCAAAGGCUUAUUGAUCAACUUUAUCCAUCACAACUGGCCAUCCCUGCUAAAACAUUGUUUUUUGGAGGAAUUUAUCACGCCUAUUAUCAAGGUCACAAAAAAUAAGCAGGAACUUUCAUUUUAUAGUAUCCCUGAGUUUGAAGAAUGGAAGAACAAUACUGAGAGCCACAAAACCUGGAAAAUAAAGUACUACAAAGGUCUGGGUACCAGCACAUCUAAAGAGGCAAAGGAAUACUUUGCGGAUAUGGAGAGACAUCGUAUUCCCUUCAAGUAUGCGGGCCCUAUAGAUGAUGCUGCGAUCACCAUGGCCUUUAGCCGAAAAAAGGUGGAUGACCGUAAGGAAUGGCUGACCAACUUCAUGCAAGACCGCAGGGAACGGAGGCUGCAUGGCUUGCCAGAGGAAUACCUUUAUGGAAAAUCCACAAAAUAUUUAACAUUCAAUGACUUUAUUAACAAGGAACUGAUUUUGUUCUCAAACUCGGACAAUGAAAGAUCCAUCCCUUCCUUGGUUGAUGGUUUAAAACCUGGGCAGAGGAAAGUAUUGUUCACUUGCUUCAAAAGAAAUGAUAAGCGUGAAGUUAAGGUGGCCCAGUUGGCUGGUUCUGUCGCUGAAAUGUCUGCAUACCAUCAUGGUGAGAUCUCUCUCAUGAUGACCAUCAUCAACUUGGCACAAAACUUUGUAGGAAGCAACAAUGUUAAUCUCUUACAACCGAUUGGUCAGUUUGGCACUAGGUUGCAUGGUGGCAAAGAUGCUGCCAGUCCUCGAUACAUCUUCACCAUGUUAAGCCCUCUGGCUCGUUUGCUUUUCCCUGCACUGGAUGACAAUGUCUUAAAGUUUAUGUAUGACGACAACCAGAAAGUUGAGCCAGAGUGGUACAUUCCUAUCAUACCCAUGGUUCUGGUGAAUGGUGCAGAGGGUAUUGGCACUGGCUGGUCUUGCAAACUUCCCAAUUAUGACACCCGUGAAAUUGUGAACAACAUUCGUCGUAUGCUGGAUGGAGACGAGCCUCAACAAAUGCUUCCCAGUUAUAAAAAUUUCAAAGGCGUGAUUCAGGAACUUGGCCCAAAUCAGUUCAUUCUGAAUGGUGAGGUGUCUGUGCUCGACAGCACAACUAUAGAAAUCUCAGAACUUCCAGCCAGGACAUGGACUCAGAACUAUAAGGAACAGGUGCUGGAACCUAUGUUGAACGGAACAGAGAAAACACCACCUCUGAUUACUGACUAUAAGGAGUACCACACUGAUACCACUGUGAGGUUUCUGGUUAAAAUGACUGAGCAAAAGCUAGCAGAGGCUGAAGCUGCCGGCCUUCACAAAGUCUUCAAGCUGCAGGCCUCUCUUACAUGUAAUUCUAUGGUGCUAUUUGACCACGUUGGGUGCUUGAGGAAAUAUGAAACCGUUCUUGACAUCUUACGGGAAUUUUUUGACCUUCGAGUUAAAUACUACAGCCUUAGAAAGGAUUGGCUCGUGGGCAUGCUAACUGCAGAGGCCUCAAAGCUCUCAAACCAAGCCAGAUUCAUUUUGGAAAAAAUAGAGGGCAAGAUAGUCAUUGAAAACAAACCAAAGAAAGAGCUUAUUCAGAUGCUGGUCCAACGAGGAUAUGAUUCUGACCCCGUCAAAACCUGGAAACAAACUCAGGAAAAGGAAGAAGCAGGGGAACUGAUAGAAGAGGAAGAGGCUGAGGCAAAUGCAACUGGCCCAGAUUUCAAUUACCUACUCAGCAUGCCUUUGUGGUACCUAACCAAAGAGAAGAAAGAGGAGCUCUGUAAGCAGAGGGACACUAAGAACACUGAGCUUCAGGAUCUAAAGAGGAAAUCUCCUACUGACCUGUAUAAACAAGACCUUGUUGCAUUCAUUGAUGAGCUAGAUAGUUUGGAAGCUAAAGAAAGGGAAGAAGAGUCCCAGUCAUUAGCAGGCAAAGUGGUUAAAGGCAAGAGUGGGAGGCCGCAAGUAAAGAAAAUGCAGUUGCAGGAAAUUAUGCCAUCUCCACAUGGUAGGCGUGUUAUCCCAAGAGUCACAACAGCCAUGAAAGAGGAAGCCACCAAAAAGAUAAGAAAGAAGAUUAAGGGAGAGGAUGUUGCCAAGAAGAUGGAGUUUGACGAUGAUGGUGGUGAAGGUGACAGCUUAAAUUCACCAGAACAAAGUCCAGAAGGCCUAACACUUGCUGAAAGAUUAAGCAAAAAAAUUAAGAAAGAGCCAGGCACGAAGGCUGUUAAAGACAAGAAGCAGGCAACAUUACCAUUCAAGCCAGUGAAAAAAGAAACAAAGAGCGCAUUCCUGGAUUCAGAGAGUGAGUCUGAUGUGGAAGAGCUGGUGCCGCGUAUUGCUCAGCCACGACGAAAUGCUGCAGCUAAAGCAAAUUAUAUAUUGAGCUCUGAUGAAGAAAGUGCCAAAGAGGAAAGCAGCUUAAAGAAAUCUAUAGACAAGAGCGACAGCGAAUUCAGCGACUUCAACCCAAAAUCUGAUUCAGAAGACGAAUCCUUUGUAAUUGCAAAGCCCAUCAAGAAACCUAGAGCUGCACCCAAGAAAGCAGAGAAAGCGAAGAAGACUGAAAGCCCAGAAAAUGCUCCACCAAAAAACAAAGCAGUUCCAGAUAUUGAAAUAGAUGAGGAUACUCCCAUCAUGAUCAGUGCACCAGCUCCUGCUCCCAGUGCCCCCGAACCAGCUCCAAGGGCAAAAGUGUCCAGUGCUAAAGUGGCUGCAGUAAAACCUGCACCUAAGAAACGAGUCCAGAAACCGAAGAACGAGGACAAACAGCCAUCCAUUUUGGAUGCUUUAACUAAACCAAAAGCAACCAAAUCUAAAGCGGCUGCCAAGAAACCAUCAUCUGAUUCAGAGGAUGCUGCUCCGGCCCCCAAAAAGACCUCAAAAGCAACUAAACAACAAAAGAGAAAGAACUCUGAUAGUGAUUCUGGGUCUGAUUUUGGGCCAAAGAAGAAAUCUACAACUGCAGCAGCCAAGAAGCGAAAGCCAAUGGAAGAUGACAGUGUGAUCAUUGACUUCUCUGAUUCCGAUGAAAUGGAGAAUAUUGUACCUCGCGCACAGGCAGGUCGCCAAAAGAAACCCGUCACCUACCUGGAGGAUUCUGACGAUGACUUUUGAUUUUAACGCAUGAGGAAACAGUUUCUUUUUGUGUAUUUAUAAUGCAGCUUUCUGCUUUUACACAAGGUGAUGCACUUGUAGCAUUUGAACACCUUUAAUAGUACUGUAAGUGAAACCUGGCCUAUACGUUUUAACUUGGGUUUUAAGAACCAUAACUUUUACCUUACUUCUCUGCUGUAUUUCACUCAUAAGGUUUAGUUUCGGAGUAAUUGAAGCCAAUCCCUCUGUAUGUGGGAAAGUUGACUAUCCCUCCCCUUUGUUUUUGUGAUACAGAAAAUAUAAGCAAUUACAAACUGAAUAUGGAUUGUGGAAGAGUCUAGGAAUAUUCCAUUGACUCGACAGGGGACCGACAUCGUUAGUGGGUGAAAUUUUAACACACGACUGAAACCGUCUCUUGACUUUCAUAAAAUUAGAAAUAGGGCAAAGCUUAUUAUGAUCUUAAAAUAGUGGUUCCCUUUUGCAGCGCUUCGGCUAAUGUCACGUGGGGUUGUUACUCUGCCGACAUAGAAACGCAGACGAAGCUGAUCUAAGUGAGAUCCACUCCUUCCACUGUGUGCCUGUGCACAUACAGCGAAUUUCAGCGCACAAUCGCAAACAUAUGCAUUUUGUUGCUAAAAUCGGCUGUCUACUCUGUUGUUGUAAUCAACUUAAAUUGCAUAUGCAAAAUAGGGGCAAGAAAGGAAAAAGUGGGAGUGUUUACUUCCUUGCUGCAUGAGAAAAAGUCACUCAAUUUCCCUUCCUGCCUCUAAUUUAAAUAUGCAGAUUCAGUUUGGCCAGGCACAAUCCAAAUUCUGCUGCAAAAGACAGAAUUCCAAUCCAAAUCCUGGAUUCGGUGUAUCCCUACAAAUAACACACGGAGCAGAUCCACUUAGGUUGGCAGAUUCUACACAUCAGCCUUGUGACACGUUAGCCUUAAAUAUUCCCCCUGGAGAUAAACCCUAAUAACCGCAAUCCUAAACUAGCUGAGGUCUACUCAGAAUUAGAAAAAUCUACAUUUGUAUGUAACUGCCCUUGAGUAGAUGGAAAUCCAUAGCAGCGACUGCCACCCCAGCAAUUGUUUUCUCUGUGUAUGAAAAACGGAAUAGGCCUGUAUUCAGUUGGUUUCAGACAGUUCACCAGAAAUAAAGACUUCUUACAAAUAUUUUCUAUGUGAGACGGUUUCCCUAAUAUUGAAAUGUAAAGUUUCAGUUUUCACUUUCUAAAGCAGCUCUGUGAGGCAGGGUCGCCAACUCUAAAUUUGUCCCUGCUGAGCAGAAUCUCUGAGUUUCAUUACAGGCAACUAUUGUAUCAAUUCUAAUACUCCACAGAUACUGCUGAGAAAUGGAUCAACUCAAUUUUGUAAAACUAACCGUUCAGAACCUGCGCCUGAAUUACUGAGCUGCCUGACUAAAACACCAGAGACAAAGACUUUAAACAUAGGUUUUGGAAAAACUGUAAGAACUAAAAGAAAGUGAUUUAUGGUGAACAAUCUGAAAACUGAACUGAAAAAGGUGUUUGAAAGGGAAACAACCCCUUUCACAGGUUGGAAUUUUUAGAGAUUGUGACCCUUUCGCCUUUUUUUGUAGAAUUGAUGGAGGAUUUUUGGCUUUUAUUUCUGUUCACUAUGGAAUGUUUUAUCCAAGUGAUUUGUUUAAUCCCAACUGUACAUAAACAUUUCCCCUGUUUGUCCUUUGUACAUAUUUUCUAUGUACCUGUAGAUGGUUUGUAAUAAAGGAUUUGUAGUAGUGAA